Molecule: messenger RNA, 914 nt
Organism: Oldenlandia corymbosa var. corymbosa
Lineage: Eukaryota; Viridiplantae; Streptophyta; Magnoliopsida; Gentianales; Rubiaceae
Source: the annotation of a GenBank genome assembly
CUACAACAAGAAUUUUCUUUGACAUAUAGGCCAACUCUUGGGGAAGGUUGUGCAGACCGGUCAUCAAACGACGGCAAAGUCUCGGGGAAAAUUUGCCCGAAUGGCGAUGGAGGUCAACUUGGAAAAGCCUUUAUGUCAAGAAUUGGAGAUGAAGCACACGAAAAAAUGUGUGGAGUAUGAAAACCUGCCAUGGAUAUGUUCCUAUUGUGGCAGAGCAGGACACCUUGUAUCGAUUUGCCCCUUUAACCCACAAAAACCAACGGACCCGAUUGUUCCACCGGCGGCUGGAUCUAGUGACAAGAUUGGGGAGAACAAGCAUCAAUCAUCUGGCGAAUGGAUGACAAUUCCAACAAGAGGAAGGAGGGGACCGGUUAUUACCGAUUCCCCAACGGAUAAAGCCUCCACCUCUGGUCAAACAUGUGGCUCCAGAUUCGAUUUUCGGGUGGACCUGAGUGGCGACAACAGUAAGGGCCAAGGUGGUGUGGAGCAAAGACAAGGAAGGAUGAUGGUGACAUUCUGUCGGCGCCCCCUGCUCAAUCCUCGUCAUUCCUAGGCGCUCGAAAAGCUUCCGCACCUCAACAAUCUUCCGCGGCAAAGAGUGGAUCCAACCCCCACCGGAAAGCCAAAAAGAAGCCUAACAUCUCCCAAGCUCAGAUAGAAAAAACCCUAGACCCUGUCAGACCUACACCCGUAUCAGCCCAACAUGUUGCCCAUAGCCCAGCCCAAGCUCAACCAGUUAAGACUCAAAAGCCCCCCCAAGCCCAUAAAGAAUUUAUAGCCCAACAAGCCCCCACCACCCUAGACCCAGCCAAGCACCAAGUUAUUACUUUUGCUCCCAAGACCAGCCCAGAAGACAUGUGUAGCCCACCCCAAGCCAAUAUAGAGCCCCAACAUGAUGAACCCAUUACCACCCC